Messenger RNA from Periophthalmus magnuspinnatus, 873 nucleotides. It is a transcript of the gene ap1s3a, whose product is annotated as adaptor related protein complex 1 subunit sigma 3a. The transcript has 5 exons. Gene Ontology annotation, biological process: vesicle-mediated transport; intracellular protein transport. Gene Ontology annotation, molecular function: clathrin-cargo adaptor activity. The record is from RefSeq and is a predicted model, not a curated record. Gene Ontology annotation, cellular component: AP-1 adaptor complex; intracellular membrane-bounded organelle; membrane coat. The coding region runs from base 222 to 686 and encodes 154 amino acids. Lineage: Eukaryota; Metazoa; Chordata; Actinopteri; Gobiiformes; Gobiidae.
UUCGGUGGGUCCGGUAGGCGCGGCAGGGCGGCAGGGUUUUGCAGCAGACGGAGCGGUGCGCAGCGGUUUACGGAAAGACUAACAAUGUGGCUCCAUCCUCGACAUCUUUAGGAGGGCUUUACCUGGCCGUAGAAACGCACAGGUGGCUGGCUGGCUGGUUGUCCGUGAUUAAACUAGAAGGAUUUUAACUCGAGUGAACUUUUCCGGAGUGCUUUGGCAAAAUGAUGCGUUUCUUGCUGCUGUUCAGCCGCCAGGGAAAGCUGCGUCUCCAGAAGUGGUUCACUCCGCUCACAGAUCGAGAGAAGAAAAAGGUGAUCCGGGACAUGAUGAUGAUGGUUCUGGCCCGACCUCCCAGAACCUGCAACUUCCUGCAAUGGAGAGACCUUAAGAUUGUAUACAAGAGGUAUGCCAGUUUGUACUUCUGCACCGGUUUGGAGGACCAGGACAACGAGCUGCUCGCUCUGGAGGUUCUGCACAGAUACGUGGAGCUACUCGAUAAAUACUUUGGAAAUGUGUGUGAGCUGGAUAUCAUCUUUAACUUUGAGAAAGCCUACUUCAUCCUGGACGAGUUCCUGAUGGGAGGAGAGAUCCUGGAGACUUCCCGAAUGGCUGUGGCUGGAAGUUUGGAGGAGGCUGAUACUUUACAGGAGACGAUGGAGGAGUACAUGAGCCGACCUGCUUACUGAGCCCAUCACUUCAUAAUGGAACCUGAUCAGAAGUUUUAUAAAUUUUGAUUCAACUGUUUCUGUGACCAUUUUAUCUGCUCAAAUCAUGUGAAAAUAAUGAGUGUUAGAAUUAUUUAUUGUCAAGUGCCUUUGAGAAUAAUGGUUUGGAAAUCUCAGGGAAUUUCCUGCAUAAAUGUCUUUCUAUAUA